CGUGAAUAUACAGCUUUAUUCAGCUCUUGGUCAGGGCGGACUCUGCGACUUUCCGCUUCCCCACCACAGCAUGGCUUCCAGGCAGCAAGCGGUGAACAACUUCGAAAAUAGCAAACUUCAGUGUCUUGGAAAACGAGACAAGUCGUCCGCCGGACGAAUAGAUCCCAAGGCCGUCGACAUUUGUGCCGUUAUCAAUAAACUCGAACAGUAUUAUACGACCUCAUCAUGUGCGGGUCGCUGCUUCUUGUACCGAGGCCCGGGAGUCAAGUCAACCAACCAAUUUACCAGAUUCCGUGUUUCUCAUGAAAAAAUCUGCGAUCCACUCCGUUAUUUCAAUCUCGAGACGUUGGACAAUGACUUUACUGGAGGUGGCGACCCCGUACGAUCGGUCGGACAAUAUGAUCAAGAGGAUCACAAUCGUGGUACAGUACAAGCCGAAGAUGACGAAAUUCUGCAAAGAGAGCGAUACGGCUCUACUAGUAUUGUUGGCAUGAGUGAAGGUGAUUCAAUUUGGUUGCGCUUCGAACCUUUCAUUUUGCAUGUGGCCUGUCGUUCCUUGGCUGCGGCAUCAGCUCUUAUGGCUGCGGCUCGACCAGCGUUCAAAAAUGUAGGGCUGACAACCUGGAAGCAAAAUUCGAGGUACCUUGUUGCGAUUUGGGGCGACGAAGGCCUAGACAUGCCUUUGAGUAUACCGGGUGCAAGCCGUUUAUUGAUACCUAAUGUUGAUGAUUUAACGUUUCUACCGUAUUGGCUAGCAACCCUCGUCAAUGAGCGCCAUGAACGAAACUGGAGCAAAAUUAUCCGUUUUACCCAAGCUGUUCGCGAUAUGAAAUUGAUCAAUGAUGACAGCGACGUUGAGGCUGAUAAUCGCUUUCUUUUAAUGACGGCAAAUCAAAACGCUUCAAAAAUUCCAAGGAGUUUCGAUGUUGUUGGUGACAUAGCAUUGAUCCAUAACAUAUCUACUGAUGAUCCUGAGGAGAGAAAGCAUAUUGGAGAUGCGAUUAUGCAAAAGAACAAGGCUAUUAAAAUCGUGGCAGUUCGAGAAUCAAGUUUGCACGGGAUUGAACGAGCUCCGGGAAAAGCGGGUGUCGCUAUUAUUGCUGGAAUGCAGAGGUCACCUUUGAUUACUACACAUUGUGAAUACGGUAUUAAGUGCGUGGUUGAUCUGCAGCACACUUUUUUUAGUCCACGAAUGGGACCCGAACGCUUGCGAAUUUGUCAGCAAGUGGCACGCGGAGAAAACGUUUUGGUUCUGUUUGCUGGAGUAUGCAUGGAUGCACUUCAGAUUGCCGGCAGAACAGAGGCAAGCACAAUUCUCGCUGUGGAUAUGAAUCCCAUUGCGACAGAAUGUGGCACUAGAGCCCUGCGUAUGUUGGUACGAAACAAGGCAGUCAAGACGGAUGGAGCGGCUGACCGUUUGAGAAUCAUUGAGGGCGAAGUUUCGCAAGUUCUCGAAAGGCUGCCGAGAAACUUCUUUGAUCGCGUCUUGGCUCCAAGGCCAAAAGAAGGCAACAUGGACGGAGAUCUCGGCUCGGGUGAUGGUGGAAUUACUUUCCUGAGGGCAUUUUUGCCCGUCAUGAAUCAAAAUGGAGGAGAGUGUCAUUGGUACGAUUUCGUUGCUGAUCAUGAGUUUCCAGAAUGCGCUCGGACUCGAAGUCUUGUGGAAUCGGUUUGCAAUCAUCAAGGCCUUUCAAUGGAAGUACUGCAUGUAGCUAGUGUCGGCAGCGUUGCCAUGCGGCAGUUACGCAUAUGUCUAGAUUUUCGUAUAUUUCCAAUGACAAAGGAGGAAACUGUAAGCUUGUAA
This is a messenger RNA of Phaeodactylum tricornutum CCAP 1055/1, 1804 nucleotides long. RefSeq lists its product with no specific name. NCBI's taxonomy places the organism in Eukaryota, Bacillariophyta, Bacillariophyceae, Surirellales, Neidiaceae. Gene Ontology annotation, cellular component: cytoplasm. The record is from RefSeq and is a predicted model, not a curated record. Gene Ontology annotation, molecular function: tRNA methyltransferase activity. Gene Ontology annotation, biological process: tRNA methylation. The transcript has a single exon. The coding region runs from base 71 to 1804 and encodes 577 amino acids.